AUCUCUACCUCUCUACCUCUCUCUGUCUUUCAUUCAUUCAUUCAACUUUUAGUUUUCAAACCCUAAAAACAGCGCAACCAAAAGCCAGAAACCAAAAAAAGAUGGAAAACCCCCAGCCCAACAAGAAGAACAAGAUCCCACCAUUCGACGCGCUGCCACUCCGGGCAGGAGAUCCUUAUCUCUCAGCGUGGGGACUAUACGGAGAGGAUGAUGAGUUGGGAGCGCUACGCAGGUUGGAUGAUGAGAGGGUGCUUGAUGCUGUUAGGGGGGAGGUUAGGUGUGGAUAUAGGAUAUCACUAAACUGGCCCCUGAACGCGCAAACCGCGAGCAAGAAAUCGUUUUUUCAGCGCGCGCUUUUUCAUCACGAUGUGAUUCAUAAGGCGCCCCGCGUCGUGAAUGAUGAUAUUUGGACUUUUAAUUCGCAGGUCAGUAGUCAGUGGGAUGGGUUGAGGCAUUUUGCGUAUCAGAAAGAGGGGAGGUUUUAUAAUGGAGUUACGUUGGAGCAGAUCCAUGGUGAAGGUUUCGAGAAGGGGAAUACGACGAGGGAUGGGCGGAGUGAGAUAUUGGGGAUUCAGGCAAUGGCGGAACAGGGUAUCGUGGGCAGAGGAAUCCUCUUAGAUUUCCACUCCUGGCGACUAGCCCAAGACCCACCUAUUCCCUACGACCCUUUCAAAACCGGCUCCAUCCCUUUAAAAUACUUGAAGGCUACCGCCGAAGCACAAGGGACGGAGAUUAAGUUUGGGGAUAUUUUGCUCAUUCGUUCCGGAUAUAUGGCGGCGCAUAAUGAGAUGAGUGAAGAGGAACUGAGCGCCCUGAAGGAUGUUAUGCCCCCAACAUUCAGUGGCGUAGAGCAGAGCGAAGAGAUGUUGAGAUGGAUAUGGGAGAACUUCUCCGCUGUUGCAGGGGACCAGCCAAGUUUCGAAUGCUGGCCAACGCAACAAUCCUACUCCCUCCACGAAGUCCUCCUCGCGGGCUGGGGAAUGCCCAUCGGUGAGCUCUUCGAUCUCGAAAAACUGGCCGCCUAUUGUAAGAAGGAGAAGCGCUGGAGCUUUUUCGUCACCAGUGAGGUUUGUAAUGUGCCCGGUGGGGUAGCCAGUCCGCCGAAUAUCUUGGCGAUUUUCUAAGCUGGCAAGACUGGGAUUAGUUGCACUUACGAUACAGCGUAAGUUGAUAUUGCCAUGUCUAUUGGUCUAUUUGUUGUGUUGACUUUGACUCUGUAUGGUUGCGUACCUGGAGUUUCUUCUCGGCGGUCCAUUUCGGAAGUGAUUCCGGAAAUAUCACGUGCACCCGCGUUUGUACCUUCAGGUACCCGACAGUAUUAGCGUGUUCCUAUCUCGAGGAUCACGAAACAAUGUCUCUUCCUCUUGAUAAUGGCCUGUAAUUAAUUUACAUCAAAGUCUUGGCGAUAAAUCCUCUCUCUUGAAUAAUUAAUGUUACUAUGCAGCUACUUUUCUUCGAAAUCGUUUAGGCUGUUCGUACAGGAGUUGUAACUCGUAUACAAAGAUACAUCUGGCAAGAUGCUGUGUGCAAUGGCAUGCACCUGAAUCAAUAGAAG
Molecule: messenger RNA, 1555 nt
Organism: Amorphotheca resinae ATCC 22711
Lineage: Eukaryota; Fungi; Ascomycota; Leotiomycetes; Helotiales; Amorphothecaceae
Exons: 6
Coding region: 102-1124 (340 amino acids)
Molecular function (GO): arylformamidase activity
Source: RefSeq, a predicted model, not a curated record